Molecule: messenger RNA, 294 nt
Organism: Perkinsus marinus ATCC 50983
Lineage: Eukaryota; Perkinsozoa; Perkinsida; Perkinsidae
Exons: 2
Coding region: 1-294 (97 amino acids)
Source: RefSeq, a predicted model, not a curated record
AUGGGUUUUGUGGAUAACAAGAAGGCGGCCGAGGAUCUCAGAGUUGCUGAUCACAUCGAUGACCUAAUUGAAGGUAGAGAGCCACUUGCUACUGACAGCUUGGACGACACUGCCAAGAAGCUUAUCGAUAUGUUGGACGACUCCGGUGUGGUUCAGGACAGAGUUGCCGCUGAGAAUCUAGUCAAUGUUUUGAUGGAUGCAGGGCAAGAUAUCGAUAAGGUCCUUAGCGACUUCGUGGACCGCACAAUGCCUGACAAGCAGCAGCAGCAGAAGAAGGCGGUUCAGCAACAGUAG